This is a messenger RNA of Entelurus aequoreus (snake pipefish), 889 nucleotides long. RefSeq lists its product as uncharacterized. The record is from RefSeq and is a predicted model, not a curated record. The transcript is spliced from 2 exons. Lineage: Eukaryota; Metazoa; Chordata; Actinopteri; Syngnathiformes; Syngnathidae. Bases 32 to 889 code for a protein of 285 amino acids.
UAGGGUUGUAGUGUCACUUACUGUACACUUUAUGCAGCUAAAGCUUCUCUGCAGGACAAUGAUGGUAUUUGAAUUAUGGCUAAGGCAAGGUGUGCUUGUGCUCAUGCUGAGUCUACAUGGAGUCAGCAUGGAGCACCUCCAAGCUGAGAACUUGCAUCUCCUACCUCUUGAUCAGCACAAUGUGGUCCUGAACCAGGGAAUGAGAGUGCUGCCAAGGGAUUGUCAUGAAAUGCUGGUGACCUCUUCAGGUAAUGCCAGAGACGGGGUCUACCUAAUCCAACCUCGGGACACCCCCAUUGUGGCAUACUGUGCCAUGCAGGAGGGCGGCUGGACCAUUGUGCAGCACAUCACCGUCAACAGCAGCGUCAGUUUUGACCGCGUCUGGGCUGACUACAAGCACGGCUUCGGGGACAUCACAGGAGAUCACUGGCUCGGAAACGAAUACCUUCAUCAGCUCACAGGAGGCCCGGGGCACUACACACUUGGAGUCAAACUAGUGGACCGAGAUGCCGUCACAAAGAUGGGAGAGUACGACCCUUUUCUGGUGGAGGAUGAAUCCUCGGCGUACAGGCUGAGGCUGGGGUUGUUCCAGGGCACAGCUGUGGAUGCCCUCACCCUGGACACGGAGAACUACCUGCACGACAACCAGAAAUUCACCACAAAGGACCGAGACAAUGAUAACUACUUCCAGAACUGUGCCAAGCUGGAGUUCCAGGGGGUGGCCGGAGGGGGUUGGUGGUACGACGCAUGCGCGGGUGCCAAUCUGAACCGCAGGAAUGUCAUCUACUGGCAAAAGGACUGCAACAAGGAGCGGCUGUGCAAGUAUGCAUGGAUGAUGGUCAGACCCUCACACACUCCCAAAGUUGUUCACAGUAAAGACGAGCUAUGA